UCCCUUAUAUAGCUACUCUCUCUUUGUUUUGCAUCCGUUAGUACAUCGGAGGACCCAUUUUGGUGGUGAUCACUUCCUUGAAGCUGUAAAAAGAAUGGUGACUGUGAAUCUUAAAUCCUUGCUAAUAUCCUCAGCAUUUCUUAGGGUGUUUUUGAUAAUUUAUGGAGAAUGGCAAGACAGCCAUAUGGAGGUUAGAUACACAGAUGUGGACUAUCUUGUUUUCUCAGAUGCAGCUGCUUUAGUUGCUAAUGGAAAAUCCCCUUAUCAGAGAUCUACAUAUCGUUAUUCACCCUUAAUUGCCUUUCUUCUCCUACCCAAUUCUUUCAUUCAUCCUUCUUUUGGAAAGUUCAUCUUCUCCGCUUCAGAUCUUCUCGUGGGAUUUCUUAUCGACGCCAUUUUAAAGCUAAGAGGGGUGCCUGAGAAAUUGUGCACUUAUUCGGUCAUGGUAUGGCUUUUGAAUCCAUUUACCUUCACCAUUGGAACUCGUGGGAAUUGUGAGCCCAUCAUCUGCGCCAUAAUCCUUUGGAUUAUUAUAUGUCUAAUGAAGGGUCGUUUAGUACAAGCUGCAUUUUGGUAUGGGCUUGUUGUCCACAUGAGGAUCUAUCCAAUAAUUUAUGCUCUUCCGAUCAUUUUAGUUCUUGAUCCUCUGUUCUUCCAGUAUGGUACAAAACCUGCUCUUGUAAAUUGGAGUUCUAGAAAAAGCAAGUCACAGCAGACUUCCAGCUGUAAAAAGCUUAUGGAUCCUUGUUGCAUGUGCAACUUUUUAACAAGCCUUUUUACCUGGAGGAGGAUAAUGUUUGGGCUUAUUUCUGGAGCUAUGUUCUUUCUCCUUACUGGUGUUUUCUUCUUCUUAUAUGGAUGGGACUUCUUGCAUGAAGCACUGCUGUACCAUCUCACACGUACUGACCCAAGGCACAAUUUUUCAAUUUAUUUCUACCAUAUAUAUCUGCACUAUGAACGUGAGUUAUCAAACUUGGAAAAGCUCGUCUCGUUUCUGCCUCAGAUUAUGGUGCAGCUAGUUCUUGUUUUCCGCUUUGCGCAGGAUUUUCCAUUUUGUUUCUUUGUACAGACUGUGGCAUUUGUUGCAUUUAACAAGGUUAUGACUGCUCAAUACUUUGUUUGGUUCUUUUGUCUCUUGCCGCUAAUCCUGCCAUGGACCAACAUGAAGCUCAGAGGCAAAGGAUUGGUCUGCAUCUUGUUGUGGAUGGCAGCUCAGGGUCACUGGUUAUUGUGGGGUUAUUUGCUUGAAUUUAAAGGAAAAAAUGUUUUUCUUCAACUCUGGGUGGCAGGUUUGCUAUUCUUGGCUGCAAAUACUUUCGUUCUCAUCAAUAUUAUCCAGCAGCACACAUGCAGUUCAGUCUUCCAACAGUCAUCUCGUGCCGCUUCAAAGAAACAUGUCAAACAGGGAUGAGGAAUCAGAUCAUAGACCUCCUAAUUCAAUGGCGGAAAAGUUCAGAGCAAGUGGAGUAUUUAUGUUGGGGACUUGUAGAGUGUUUCCUCAUCAAGCAAAGCACUUGACUUUUUCAUAGCUCCCAACAGAGUGCUGCUUAAACUGCCUGCACUGAAGAGGUAGCAAGAUAUUGAAAUGACUUUAUUGUUGACCUCGUGGUCAUUUUUCUUUAGUGCAUACUUUGCUAUGAAAGAAAUUUACAAUUGUCUAUUGCAAUUUUUUUUGCAUUCAGGGUAGUGGAAAGUUCUAUUAUUUAUAGUUUGGUUCUCAUUUUAGUUGGAUUUUCAUUUCCCACUCUUGUUAGAGUUAGUUAGCCAGCUAGAGGAGUGAUGUCGCAUCCUUUUCAUGUAUUGCUUGCUUAUAUAUCUCUGUAAAACCAAUAUGAUUGGUAUGAAUAAUGAAAUCCCUUUUUCUGCUCC
Lycium barbarum (goji berry) is the source of this 1869-nucleotide messenger RNA. Its product is annotated as GPI mannosyltransferase 1. Gene Ontology annotation, biological process: GPI anchor biosynthetic process. The transcript has 4 exons. The record is from RefSeq and is a predicted model, not a curated record. Gene Ontology annotation, molecular function: GPI mannosyltransferase activity; alpha-1,4-mannosyltransferase activity. Bases 95 to 1411 code for a protein of 438 amino acids. NCBI's taxonomy places the organism in Eukaryota, Viridiplantae, Streptophyta, Magnoliopsida, Solanales, Solanaceae. Gene Ontology annotation, cellular component: glycosylphosphatidylinositol-mannosyltransferase I complex; membrane.